Populus euphratica (Euphrates poplar) is the source of this 6014-nucleotide messenger RNA. Its product is annotated as calcium permeable stress-gated cation channel 1-like. NCBI's taxonomy places the organism in Eukaryota, Viridiplantae, Streptophyta, Magnoliopsida, Malpighiales, Salicaceae. The coding region runs from base 370 to 5649 and encodes 1759 amino acids. Gene Ontology annotation, biological process: regulation of transcription by RNA polymerase II. Gene Ontology annotation, cellular component: chromatin; plasma membrane; histone deacetylase complex. The record is from RefSeq and is a predicted model, not a curated record. Gene Ontology annotation, molecular function: histone H3K9 demethylase activity; transcription coregulator activity; chromatin DNA binding. The transcript has 24 exons.
GCAGCCUUUUUUAACACUACAAAGAAAGAUAGCCCGAAAUGGAAUGCGUUAUUCGAAACAACGUGAAAGUGAAAUCUCCACUCUCCAUUUUUCUUUAGUGUCUUCAUCUUCUUCUUGUGCUAUAUAUUCCCAUUUUUGGACCAGACCCUUUGAUGUGUAUUUAUUAUUAUAAGAAUUACUUCUUGAAGGCGGGGGUGGUAGCGUGCUAGCUACUUGUUCCUCAAAAGGAGAGGAAUCAUUCUGUUCACUUUGUUAAGCGGAAAAAUUUUCCAAACAUUUGUUAAUUCAAUUGCUCAGCAUUUUUUUUUUUGAAGAUUGAGAGGUCAAUAUAGCAUUGGAGAUAAGGAAAGAAGCUGGUUAAUAGUAUAAAUGGCAACGCUCGCAGAUAUAACGGUUUCCGGAGCUAUAAAUGUACUGAGUGCAUUCAUUUUCUUAUUGGCGUUUGCAAUUUUGAGGCUGCAACCUCUCAAUGAUAGAGUUUACUUUCCAAAAUGGUAUCUGAAGGGCGUAAGAGGCAGUCCCUUGCGCUCUGGGGCGCUUGUUCGUAGGGUUGUGAAUUUAGACUUCAGGUCAUAUAUCCGGUUUUUAAAUUGGAUGCCGGAAGCGCUUAAAAUGCCGGAGCCCGAGCUUGUUGAUCAUGCAGGAUUGGAUUAUGCUGUUUACUUGCGCAUUUACUUGAUGGGACUUAAGAUUUUUGUACCUAUAGCAUUCGUUGCUUUGGCUAUCCUGGUGCCAGUCAAUUACACCAAUAAUGCUCUAGAGGCAGUCAAGAUGGUGGCCAACGUGACUGCUAGUGACAUUGACAAGCUUUCAAUUUCGAAUAUACCACUUAAAUCACAAAGAUUUUGGACGCAUAUAGUGAUGGCUUAUGCCUUUACUUUCUGGACAUGCUAUGUGUUGCUUAGGGAGUAUGAGAUAGUUGCUUCGAUGAGGUUGCAAUUUCUUUCCUUGGAAAGACGUCGUCUAGAUCAAUUCACAGUCCUUGUUAGGAAUGUACCUCCUGAUCCAGAUGAAACUGUCAGUGAGCUCUUGGAGCACUUUUUUCUAGUGAAUCACCCAGAUCAUUACCUCACUCAUCAGGUGGUGUGCAAUGCCAACAAACUAGCCAGCUUGGUCAAGAAGAAGAAAAAAAGGCAGAACUGGCUUGACUACUACCAACUCAAGUACUCCAGGACUCAAUCGCGGAGGCCUCAGAUGAAGACUGGUUUCCUUGGGCAUUUUGGGGGAAAAGUGGAUGCAAUCGAUCAUCACAUAUCAGAGAUUGAGGAACUGUCACAAGAAAUAGAAGAAGAGAGGACAAGGGUUUUAAAGGAUCCAAAGUCUAUCAUGCCAGCAGCAUUUGUUUCAUUCAAGACUCGAUGGGGUGCAGCUGUGUGUGCACAAACUCAACAAUCAAGAAAUCCAACUUUGUGGUUAACAGAGUGGGCUCCGGAGCCACGAGAUAUAUAUUGGAAAAACUUAGCCAUUCCGUACAUGUCACUGAAAGUUAGGAGGCUGAUAAUUGGAGUUGCAUUCCUUUUACUUACCUUCUUUUUCAUAAUACCUAUUGCAUCUGUACAAGCUCUAGCAAGUAUUGAGGGAAUAGAAAAAAGAGCCCCUUUUCUGAAGUCUGUUAUCGAAAUAAAAUUUAUCAAAUCUGUUAUCCAAGGUUUUCUUCCUGGCAUUGUGUUGAAGCUCUUCCUUAUCUUCCUACCAACAAUAUUGAUGAUCAUGUCUAAAUUUGAAGGCUUCAUAUCUCUAUCAUCUUUGGAAAGGAGAUCAGCAACGAGAAAUUAUAUUUUCCUCAUUAUCAAUGUAUUCCUUGGGAGCAUACUCACUGGAGCUGCAUUUGAACAGCUAAAUUCUUUUAUUAAGCAGUCUGCUAACGAAAUUCCUAAAACAAUUGGUGUAGCUGUUCCAAUGAAAGCAACUUUCUUUAUAACCUAUAUAAUGGUUGAUGGAUGGGCUGGGAUUGCUGGGGAAGUGUUAAUGUUGAAACCACUGAUAUUCUACCACUUGAAAAAUUUCCUUUUGGUGAAGACUGAAAAAGACAGGGAAGAGGCCAUGGAUCCUGGAAGUCUUGGUUUUCACACUGGUGAACCCCGUAUACAGUUAUAUUUUCUGCUAGGGCUUGUAUAUGCAACAGUGACACCAGUUCUCCUUCCAUUCAUAAUUAUUUUCUUUGCCUUCGCCUAUUUAGUGUUCCGUCAUCAGAUCAUAAAUGUUUACAACCAAGAGUAUGAAAGUGGUGCAGCAUUCUGGCCUGAUGUCCAUGGGCGUAUUAUUACUGGGCUGGUAAUCUCACAGCUUGCUCUGAUGGGAUUACUGGGUACAAAAGAAGCUGCACAGUCAACACCAUUCCUCAUUUCUCUCCCUGUCCUCACUAUAUGGUUUCAUAUGUUCUGCAAUGGACGCCACAAAUCUGCAUUUGUCAAAUAUCCAUUACAGGAAGCAAUGAUGAAAGAUACCCUGGAACGAGCAAGGGAUCCAAACUUUAAUCUGAAAUCUUACCUUCAUAGUGCAUAUGUUCAUCCAAUUUUCAAAGGUGACGAUGAUGAUGAUGAUGAUGAUGAUGACUGGUCGCCCCGAAGGAGAAAGAAGGCUUUGAAUAGGAAAUUGAUAUUAGCCCCAGAAAGUGAUCUUUCAGAGAGUGAUCACCAGUGCUCGCCCUCGGAAAUAAGGAAAACUUUGUCUGAGCAAAUUAAGGCACCCCCAGAAAUUGAAUUGUCAAAAACUGAUGAUGAGCAGUUUCUGGGAGCAAGAUGGAAAGCUUCAUAUGAGAAAAUUAAGGCAGCCUCUGAAAUUGAAUCUUUGAAAAAUGAUGAUCAGUGGUGUUCAGGAACAAGAAGGAAAGCUUCAACUAAGAAAAUUAAGGCAGCAUCAGAAAUUGAAUUGUUGAGAAGUGAUGAUCAACGGCGCAUGGGAACAAGAAGGAAAGCUUCAUCCAAGAAAAUUAUGUUAGCUCCAGAUGUUGGAUUUUCGGAGAGUGGUGGUAAGUUGCCUCCAAUGAGAUUUGAAACCUCAUCUAAGAAAAUUAAGUCAGCUUCAGAAAUUGAGUUGUUGAAGAGUGAUGACGAGUGGUCACCGCGAGUGAGGAGAAAAUCUUCAUCUAAAAAAGUGAAGCCAGUUACGGUAUCUGAGUUUUUGCAGAGUAAUGUGGUCCAGAAGGGGCAGCAGAGCGGUUUAAACAAGCGUAGUAGAAGUAGUUCUGUAGGUGUAGAUUUUGAGGGUGAUUCAGAAGAGGAUCUGUUAGAAGCAAUUUGUGUUGUAAAAAUGAGAGAGAGAAAACGAACUAGGAAUUCAAGUAAGGAUAUAAAUGAGAGAAGUCUGAAGGAGGCCAGAGAGAAAAAUAUAGGUUCUGUGAAUUCUUCCUCAUCUUCUUCUUCAUCAUCAGCUUCUUCUAGCUCAUCAGUUUCAAAACGUGAUGGUUAUUGCAAUGGUGUGUCUGCAGUGAGAAAUGUGAAGGUCAAAGGACAAGAUAUCGAAAGAUGUCACCAGUGCAUGAAAAAAGAAAGAAUAGUCGUUGUCCUUUGUAAGAAAUGUAAUAGAGUGUACUGCGUACAGUGCAUCAAACAAUGGUAUCCUGAGAUGACAGAAGGGCAAUUUGCAAAACGAUGCCCAUUUUGUCGUAAAAAAUGCAAUUGCAAUGUGUGUUUGCACUCAAGCGGGUUGAUUAAGACAUCAAAAAGGGAUAUCACCAACAGUGAAAAGGUUCAGCAUCUGCAUUAUAUGAUCAAGUUGUUGCUUCCUUUUCUGGAACAAAUCUGUGAUGAACAAACUGAAGAAAUGCAGAUUGAGGCCGGCAUUCGAGGCUGCCCAUUUGAUAUAGCUGAGAACUUUUGCUACAGUGAUGAGCGUGUAUAUUGCAAUCACUGCGCCACUUCUAUCAUUGACUUUCACCGCAGCUGUCCAAAAUGUUCUUAUGAACUGUGCCUUAGUUGUUGUCGAGAGAUUCGUAAGGGAAGCCUUUCAAGACGUGCUGAAAAGAAGUUUUGGUAUGUUGAUAGAGGCUCUGGUUAUAUGCAUGGUGGAGAUCCACAACCUUGUCAUUCCCAAAAUCCUUAUGAUCACAUUGAGCCUCUAGUUCUAUCAUGGAAUGCCAAUGAAGAUGGUAGCAUUUCUUGCCCGUCAAAUGAAAUGGGUGGUUGUGGUGAUUGUGCAUUGGAGCUAAAGCAUAUCCUUCCGCCAAGACAGGUUGCAGAGUUGAAAAGGAAGGCAGCAGAAUUAUUGGAAAUUUGUGGCACUGAACAGGCAAGUUUGAUGUGCAAGUGCAAUGAAACAGGGAAAGGACUGUUAAGAAGAGCAGCUUUCAGGGAAGGAUCUGAGGACAAUUACUUGUAUUGUCCUGCUUCAAAGGAUAUUCUUGAGGAUGAAAAACUUUUUCACUUCCAAAAGCACUGGGCUAAAGGUGAGCCAGUUAUAGUUUGUGAUGUUCUUGAGGAGACAACUCAUCUGAGCUGGGAGCCGAUGGUCAUGUGGCGUGCACUAUGUGAAAAUGUGGAUUCAGAUAUUAGUUCAAAGAUGUCUGAAGUGAAGGCUAUUGAUUGUUUGGCAUGUUGCGAGGUGGAGAUUAAUACCCGACAGUUUUUUAAAGGCUAUAUGGAAGGGAGAACAUAUCAUAACUUUUGGCCUGAGAUGCUUAAGCUGAAGGACUGGCCUCCAUGUGAUAAAUUUGAAAAACUUUUGCCACGCCAUUGUGAUGAGUUUAUCAGAGCACUGCCAUUUCAAGAAUACAGUGAUCCAAAUGCUGGAAUCCUGAAUGUUGCUGCGAAGUUUCCUGAAGAAAAGCUGAAACCAGACUUGGGUCCAAAAACUUAUAUUGCAUAUGGUACAAGAGAAGAGCUUGGAAGAGGGGACUCGGUGACCAAGCUUCACUGUGAUAUGGCAGAUGCGGUGAAUAUUUUGACACAAACUGCCGAUGUACUAUUAAGUGAAGCACAACGCUCUGCCAUUGAGCAGUUGAAAAUGAAGCACAGGGAACAGGAUGAGAAGGAACAUUUAGAAAAUGACAAGGUAGACAAUCCUCACAUUGAACUUGAUCAGGGAAAUGAUAGUUUGAAAGAAGAGAUUGAUGUCUCAGAAAUUAGAGGGCCACAGCCGCAGCCCUCUGAAAUUAAUGAAGAACUAAAGAACUCUGAAGAUGUGUUCAGAGGAGCUGCACUUUCUGGUUUACCCACAGAAGGGGAGACAGCGGACACAGCAGGUGGUAGCGCUUUGUGGGACAUUUUCAGGAGGGAGGAUGUUCCCAAGUUAGAGGAAUAUCUUAGAAAGCACUUCAAAGAAUUCAGGCACACUUUCUGUGCCCCCGUAGAACAGGUCGAUCAUCCAAUUCAUGACCAAUGUUUCUAUUUAAAUUUGGAGCAUAAAAGGAAAUUGAAGGAGGAAUUCGGAGUUGAAGCCUGGACAUUUGAACAAAGAGUUGGAGAGGCUGUUUUUAUACCCGCUGGAUGCCCACACCAAGUUAGGAAUCUUCAGUCUUGUACUAAGGUUGCUGUAGAUUUCGUCUCUCCUGAAAAUAUAAAGGAAUGCCUCCGGUUAACUGAAGAGUUCCGACAACUUCCGAUGAACCACAGAGCUAGAGAAGAUAAACUUGAGAUAAAGAAAAUGAUAGUUUAUGCAAUUGAUAAAGCCAUUAUAGACUUGCAAGAGCUAAUGGAAUCCCAGAGAUGAGCUUUUCUACCUGUUUCGAACAGGCAGGUUUACGACACAGAUACAGCAGCCAUCUCCAACAGGCAAGCAAAAAACACAGAUACAUUGGCGUCUUGGCAACACUUUUUUUUUUUUACCUUUUCAGAUUUUCAUAGAAAGAUUGCCAAUGCUGGCAUGGCUGCAACUUUAGGUUAUAUCAUAUAUCCUCAAGGCAGCAUUUUGCUCAGAGUUGCCAUUUAACUUGAAGGUUUAAUUAGUGGUGCAUAUUACCUAUCUAUGGUCUUUGAUUAAAUUUAGUUGCAUAGUUGCUCCAAAUCUUACAUUGUGUUUGAAGAAAAAAACACAUGUAUUGCCUUAGGAAAAUAAUUUGAGCAUAUUGCUUGAUA